UUGUGCUUACCCACUCCAUUCUAAUAAAAACUUAAAGAUAGUGAACUAUAUAUUUAUUCGUAAUGGAAACUGUAAUUGAAGAAGAUAUUGUGAUUGUGGGAGCUGGAAUUGCUGGACUCACAACAUCCUUAGGACUUUACAGAUUGGGCGUUCGAAGCUUGAUAUUAGAAUCUUCGGAUGGUUUGAGAGUGAGUGGAUUUGCUUUAAUAAUAUGGAAAAAUGCUUGGAAGGCAUUGGAUGUUGUUGGUGUUGGAGACAUCCUUCGUCACAAACAUCUACAACUUUAUGGGCAUGUGACUACUUCUUUGAUAACGGGGCAACAAAUAUCAACCACGUCUUUCAUGGACAACAAAGGAAAACAUGGAGGAGCCUAUGAAGUUCGAAGGAAAUUAUUGUUGGAAGCCCUUGCCAAUGAACUUCCUAGUGGCACCAUUAGAUACAUGUCAAAGGUUGUUGCUAUUCAAGAAUCUGGCUUGUCUAAGAUACUCCAUCUUGCUGAUGGAACAACCAUCAAAACUAAGGUAUUGAUUGGGUGUGAUGGAGUAAACUCUGUGGUAGCAAAAUGGUUAGGCUUCAAGGAGGCCUCUUACGUGGAGAGUUAUGUAACUAGGGGUUAUGUAGAGUUGAAGGACACUCACGAACUUGAACCAAUGUUCAAGGAGUACUUAGGCAAAGGUUUUCGAGUUGGAGCUGUUCCAUGUGAUGACAAGUGUGCUUAUUGGUUUUUCACAUGUACUCCUAGCAAGCAAGAUAAAGAGCUAGCAGAGGAUCCUGCUAAACUAAAACAAUAUGUGUUAAGCAAGCUAGAGGAGAUUCCAAGUUAUGUUAGAUUUAUCAUAGAAAACACUAAUUUAGAUGCUUUACAUUCAGCUCCAUUGAGAUAUAGACAUCCUUGGGAACUCAUAAUGGGAAACAUUAGUAAAAACAAUGUUUGUGUUGCUGGAGAUGCUUUGCACCCAAUGGCACCUUAUCUUGCCCAAGGGGGGUGUUGUGCUUUAGAGGAUGGGGUGGUUUUAGCAAGGUGCUUAGGUGAGGUAUUUUCCAAGAAACCAAAGGAAGAAGAAGAAGAAGAAGAAUAUAAAAGGAUUGAAGAAGGUUUGAAGAAAUAUGCAAAGGAGAGAAGAUGGAGAUGGGUUGAUCUAAUUACUACAAGUUAUAUUGUGGGUUCUAUUCAUGAAAGUGGUUCAAAAUUUGUUAACUUUUUUAAGGGCAGACUUUUGGCUGCAUUCUUUGCUGCUCUGCCGUUGAAGAAGUCAAAUUUUGACUGUGGACAAUUAAAAUAGCUUUAUAACCAGUGACACAAUUGUCUUCAAUGAUUCGUUCUUGCUUUCAUCAUCUUUCCUGGACAAUAACAAUAAAGGAAAUGUUAACCAGUAUCUUCGAUGAUUAUCAGUUUGAAAAAUAAAUAUAGUAGUAAUGUAUUAAAACUUGUGUAAUUAAUUUCUUAAAAAUGU
Molecule: messenger RNA, 1454 nt
Organism: Medicago truncatula (barrel medic)
Lineage: Eukaryota; Viridiplantae; Streptophyta; Magnoliopsida; Fabales; Fabaceae
Product: monooxygenase 2
Exons: 6
Coding region: 63-1283 (406 amino acids)
Molecular function (GO): FAD binding
Source: RefSeq, a predicted model, not a curated record